Molecule: messenger RNA, 2811 nt
Organism: Hippocampus zosterae (dwarf seahorse)
Lineage: Eukaryota; Metazoa; Chordata; Actinopteri; Syngnathiformes; Syngnathidae
Product: sodium- and chloride-dependent GABA transporter 1-like
Exons: 14
Coding region: 701-2572 (623 amino acids)
Biological process (GO): sodium ion transmembrane transport; neurotransmitter transport
Cellular component (GO): plasma membrane
Molecular function (GO): gamma-aminobutyric acid:sodium:chloride symporter activity
Source: RefSeq, a predicted model, not a curated record
UGAACUUUUACUUUCCACAGUCGUCCAAAUAUUAUUGCGCCGAUUUCAUCCCUUCAGUCUCCUCUUCAGGAGGUAAAAUGCAGGACUUUCCACGUAUUCCUCCCCUGUUGAAGUCCUUUGGUGCCUUGGCAGUGUGUUUUGGUCUUGUUGAUAUUGUUCCAUGAUGAAGCUUCUCUUGAUUAGUUUGCAUUUUUCUGUAAAUUGCCGGACAAUAUGAUUUUGAGUGUCAACCACACACAUGACACACCAUGUGCCACCAUUCUGCGUGUAUGUGUGUGUGUGUGUGAUCGGCAUAUCCCAUAUGGCCGCAGGCGGUGCGGGGCACUGAGCUGUAAUCAAAGCGGGCACACAGGUCGAACUUUAUUAGCACCCACUCGAUAGCCGCGGCUAUCAAGGACAACCGGCAGAGCGCCGAUACGGCAGAGAGCGUGAGCGGGGAACGUCGGCGAGGUCUUGUCGGGGAGCGGAGAGCCUCCCGUGGGCCUGAGGAGGCAGCCCCAAUUGACACUUUUUUUUUCUCCAUGACCUUUUGAAUCAAGGUGUGGUGAAGGAGUUGAUGAGGUGGACAUUUGCGCUAGCUUUUCAGCCUAUUUGCAUCCAUCGACCGAAGAACCAAACGCCAUCUUGAGAACAUCUUCCUGAGCAGGACUUUUUUUUGCAGAGCCCCAAAAGAAUCCACUUUCUCAUUGGCGGUGCCACCAUGGGCAAGACGGGACAGAGUACGGUGGACUUAAACUCCCCGAGUGACAUCAAGCAAGCGGUUCCCUUUGAGCAAAUGGUGCACGCGGCGCCCCCUGCGGAUCAUGACGAGCCAAAAGAGGAGCCACCCGACCGAGGCAGCUGGAAAGGCAAGUUUGACUUCCUCCUGUCGUGCAUCGGGUACGCCAUCGGCUUGGGGAAUGUCUGGAGGUUCCCGUAUUUGUGCGGCAAGAAUGGCGGAGGUGCUUUCUUGAUCCCGUACUUUUUGACGCUGGUGUUUGCCGGGAUUCCACUCUUCUUACUGGAGACGUCUCUCGGACAAUUCACCUCGGUGGGAGGGCUGGGAGUGUGGAAGCUCAUGCCGAUGAUGAAGGGUGUCGGUCUGGCCGCCGUGGUGCUCUCCUUCUGGCUCAACAUUUACUACAUCAUCAUCAUAGCCUGGGCCCUCUACUAUUUGUUCAACUCCUUCGGGUCGGAGCUGCCCUGGCAAAACUGCGACAAUCCCUGGAACACGGCAAAGUGUUUCUGCAACUACAGCCUGACGGACACCACCAACCUGACCAGUGCGGUCACGGAGUUCUGGGAGCGUAACAUGCACCAGUUGUCCAACGGUCUGGAGGAGCCCGGGGAGCUCCGUUGGCCCCUGGUGGGCACCCUGGCUCUCGCUUGGGUUCUGGUCUAUUUUUCAAUCUGGAAGGGAGUGGAGUGGACGGGGAAGGUGGUGUAUUUCUCGGCGACCUAUCCCUACUUUAUGCUCUUCAUCCUGUUCUUCCGCGGGGUCACCCUCCCGGGAGCCAUCGACGGAAUCCGCUUCUACAUCACCCCUGACUUCAAGAAGCUCAUCAGCUCUGAGGUAUGGCUGGACGCCGCUACCCAAAUCUUCUUCUCCUACGGCCUAGGCCUGGGCUCGCUCAUCGCACUGGGCAGCUACAACAGCUACAACAACGACGUCUACAAGUACGGGCCGCAUUUCGACGUUGUACGCCGACGGCCAUUUUUGUUUCCCGCUGCCAAGCGCACUAUCGUCCAUUCCAGGGACUCCAUCAUCGUGUGCUGCAUCAACUCCUGCACCAGCAUGUUCGCCGGUUUUGUCAUCUUCUCCAUCGUGGGCUUCAUGUCGCACAUCACCAAGAAACCUGUUCAGGAGUUGGCCGCUUCGGGUCCUGGCUUGGCGUUCUUGGCGUACCCACAGGCGGUCACGCAGCUGCCGAUGUCGUCUCUGUGGGCCAUCCUGUUCUUCUCCAUGCUCAUGAUGCUGGGAUUGGACAGCCAGUUCUGCACGGUGGAAGGCUUCAUCACAGCUCUGAUGGACGAGUAUCCCUUAUUGCUGAGGAAGCGGAAGAAGGUGUUCAUCUUGGGGGUCUGUUUCGUGUCCUUCAUCAUCGGGUUCUCCAACAUCACACAGGGUGGCCUGUACGUGUUCAAGCUGUUUGACUAUUACUCAGCCAGCGGAAUGUGCCUCCUCUACCUCGUCUUCUUCGAGACCGUCUCCAUCGCCUGGCUUUACGGCGCCGAGAGGUUCUACAACGACAUCGAGGACAUGAUCGGCUACCGACCUUGCGUUUGGUGGAAGCUCUGUUGGAAGUUUUUCACGCCGUUCAUCUGCCUGGGUGUGUUUACCUUCAGUGCAGUGGAGAUGACGCCGCUGACUCUGGGCAAGUACGUGUACCCUGUGUGGGGGCAAACCAUUGGCUGGUUCAUGGCCUUUUCGUCCAUGGUCCUCAUCCCGGGCUACGUGGUCUACAUGCUGUGCACCACGCCAGGAUGCGUCAAGGAGCGCUGGAAGAAGAUGACGACGUCGCAGCAGGAAGUCAAGCCAUCGGGUCACGACGUUUUUACCCACACUGGGAAUGUUGGUGAAGCCCUCGUCUAGCCCACCCUUCUGUCAUCCCUGAAAUAAUAAUCAUGCCGUCACGGCGGAUUUAGUGACACUUGGAUGUAUUUUACUCGGGUGUUUUACAAUGUAGACCAUACUUGGUGUUUUUGAUGACAUAAACUGACAAAAAAAGCAACGCACGCCAUAUUUACAAUGUCAGACGCAUGUAAAUAUGUUGUCUGCAAAUCGUGUUUUUGGUGUGCUGAAUAACGUCUGGUCAUAAAAAAUAAAUAAAA